CGAGAAAAAGGGAUUUAUUGCAUUAGAUUAUUUUUACAUUAUAAUCUUUCUUUUGUUAAGAAAAUGGCAUUAGAUCCAAAGGAUUUAGCAGGAGUAGCAAUGCUUCGAAGUUUUCUCCAACGAUCAAAAUAUAAAACAAUAGAAAAGCAGCAAAAAUUCCUAGCCAAAGCUCAUCUACCUUCAAGUUCUUCAACUUUAGUAAAAAAGGCUACAGUACCAGAAACCU
This is a messenger RNA of Scutellospora calospora, 226 nucleotides long. The record is from the annotation of a GenBank genome assembly. Lineage: Eukaryota; Fungi; Glomeromycota; Glomeromycetes; Diversisporales; Gigasporaceae.